AUGCGCCGCGUGGCCGCAUGGCGUAAAGCCUCUGGCCGCUAUCGCGGGGCGGGUCUUGGGCGGCUGGAAGGGCCGCCUGUUGUCAGAGUGGACAUGGCGGCCCGCUGCUUCGGGGCCGUACUGGUAGCGCUGGGAGUGCUCAGGGUGUGCGCUGCCAGCUCCGGCCCCGGAGCAUGGUCGGAGGCUGGAGGGGAGGCAGAGCGGGAGGAACCGUGGGAUGGCGCGGUUUUCCGGCCACCCUCGCCCUUGGGCGCGGUGGGGAUGGCGCGCAGUUCCGGAGGCUCACAGCCGGCGGAGGUGGCGGCGGACUUGCCGGUGUUGCUGUGGUGGAGCCCAGGGCUGUUCCCCCACUUCCCGGGGGACUCGGAGCGCAUCGAGUGUGCGCGCGGCGCGUGCGUGGCGUCCCGGGACCGGAGGAUGCGGGGAGACGUGCGGACUCGUGCGCUGCUCUUCUACGGCACUGAUUUCCGCGCUUCUGAGGCGCCGCUUCCGCGCUUGGCGCACCAGAGCUGGGCACUCCUGCACGAAGAGUCGCCCCUCAACAACUUUUUGCUGAGCCAUGGCCCGGGCAUCCGCCUCUUCAAUCUUACCGCCACCUUCAGCCGCCACUCGGACUACCCGCUGCCGCUGCAGUGGCUGCCUGGGACAGACUACCUGCGCCGUGUGGCACUGCCGCUGCAGGAGCGCAACGAGUGGCGGCGCCGGGGCUACGCCCCGCUGCUCUACCUGCAGUCCCAUUGCGACGUGCCAGCAGACCGGGACCGCUACGUGCGCGAGCUGAUGCGCUACAUCCCGGUGGACUCCUACGGAAAAUGCCUGCAGAAUCGGGAGCUGCCCACCGCCCGGUUACAGGACACAGCCACAGCCACCACCGAGGAUCCAGACCUGCUGGCCUUUCUGUCCCGCUAUAAGUUCCACCUGGCUCUCGAAAACGCCAUCUGCAACGACUACAUGACAGAGAAGCUGUGGCGUCCCCUGCACCUGGGGGCGGUGCCCGUGUACCGUGGCUCUCCGUCCGUAAGGGACUGGAUGCCCAACAAUCAGUCCAUCAUCCUGAUUGAUGACUUCGAGUCUCCUCAGAAACUGGCAGAAUUUAUUGACUUUCUGGACAGGAACGACACGGAAUAUAUGAAGUACCUGGCAUACAAGCAGCCAGGGGGCAUCACCAACCAGUUCCUCCUGGAGACUCUGAAGAAGCGAGAAUGGGGUGUGAACGACCCUCUGCUGCCCAACUACCUCAGUGGCUUCGAGUGUUUCGUCUGUGACCAUGAACUGACUCGGUUACACACCGAGAGAGCCCACACGGCCUCUCCUGGGGACAGCCCUGUCCCUGAACCUCACAUAGCCCAGCCCGCACACAUGGACUGCCCCAUGCCCACCCCGGGCUUUGGCAGAGUGGAGGAGAUUCCGGACAAUGACAGCUGGAAGGAGAUGUGGCUGCAAGAUUACUGGCAAGGUCUGGACCAGGGGGAAGCUCUCACUGCCAUGAUCCACAACAAUGAAACGCAGCAGAGCAAGUUCUGGGAUUACCUGCAUGAGGUCUUCAUGAAAAGGAACCGGCAUCUUUAGUUGCCUUCGAGCCUUUCACUUGUCAAGCUAAGGAAAUGUUGUUCCAUCAGGGGGCAGAGAAUCUACUUUUACAAGCUCUUGAGGAACACCGCAUUGUCAUAGAUUCAAGAUGAGCGCCAUCUUCACCAUGUGUCUGGGGUAGACAGCCCUGCUCGAGGAGAGCUGAAGGCGUCCAGUUCCUUGAGCCCGUGCGAUGCUCACUUCUCUCACUGUGCCAUCUUCCGGAUUGUACUUGACAGCCAAAGGUGAGAUGGGCCAAAUGGUGACAUAAGAAUUCUCCCUUGUGUCCCUCAAGUUCCUUAGGAGGUGGUGCCUUUCUCAGUUAGCGCUUUUGCUCUGCACUUGCUGUAUGAAUGGUGGUGUGAGUAGAAAUGCAAAGCUGCUGGUCUGUUUUAUUUCGUAAAAUCAUUUAUCCUGUCAUUCAUGGUAACAUCUUGUACUUUAAAUGCCUUUUCCUUUUCUGGUUUUGGGCCCUUCUCUACAAUUUCAGAUGUCACUGGUUUGUUUCUUAUGUAGCCUGUCAUUAGAAUUUGUUCCCAUCUCGGGAACAGAAAGAUUCAGUGGCUGAUAGCUGCCAUGGUGACUUCCUGAACUUUUUUAUCUUUGAUCAAAGAGAGAUACUAAGACUGGAAAUUGUGGCAGAAAAAGUCAAAUAAUCCCUUGUUUACUUUAUAACUGAUUUUCUUCCAUCAGCUUUUAGAACUGACACUUUCUAAUGGAGCCCAUUGAAAGCUCUAAAUUCAAAGGAACAAGGAGACAAAGGGAUUCAAGGCCACAGCAAGUGGCUGGCGAAAUACAAAUCCUCGGAGUUGGAGAUGCAACCAAAUCCUUCUGCCGCUCUGGUUGGAACCCAUAGUGUAAAGAGCAGGGACACCAGGAACUCUAUUUGGGGCUGUGGAACAAGAAAGGUAGAAUGACUCUGGUUGUUUCUGAAUACCACACAGAAGUUUUGUAGCCAUCAGAACACCUGACUAAUUUAACAAUGUCUCCAUAGAUGUUCCUUAAAUUUUUCAGUGAGGGCCUACAUGCUUAGUAAUGUGAAAUCUGAAGAGAAGGACAUGAAACAUUGUAACUGUUAACAUCCUUUUUAAUGGCAGGGAAUAUCCGCAUUACCUAUUUAGCUUUUUGCAGAAAAGAACAAGUGGGAAAGGCAGAUCUUCCAAACUCCCGCUGGUAAAAUGUGAUACAACAGAUAAUCAAAACAGAAGUCAAAUGUGAGGACUCUGAUUUCUAAGCUUGUAGUCUGUUUAAAUGUAGAUGCCAAUAUAGAGCCAAGUACAUAUUACGCAAGUGCAAACCUAGGUUAAGACUCAAUUAUGUGCACACAUUGCACUUCAAUAUAUGCAUUACAUGGGUAAGUGAUGGUUAUACAAGUGCAGAAUUAUCCUUACCUAUCCGUGUAAUUAUACUACUCACAUUGGCAUUCAGCACUUGGAUGGAGUGGGCCAGCUGUUGAUGAAUGAUAGUUCCUGGAGACUCAGGCUGCUUUGUGCUAAUUGCUUCACAGAUUCUUUUACUUGCUCACCUGUUAAGUUUCCACAGAAGAGCAGGAUAAGCUAGGUGCUACAUUUCUGCGAAGGAAAGCACUUGUGGAACCAGGACCUAUCAACUAAAAGCAUCACUUUUCUUACAAAGAAAGCAACCAAAGUUAAGCUUUGCUUGUUUUAGGGCCCAGCCUAUUCUGUGUGCAGGAACAAGUUGACUUACUUCAGGCUGUUAUUGGUAGUGGAAAUGGUACUCACAGAAAUCUUCUUUUAUUUACACUAGUGGAGCUGGUGGCUAUGCCCCUUUGUUACGAAUAGUAUUGCUGUUUUCUACUAUCUCAGUUCUUUUUUUUUAAAUUUUGCUUUUGAUGAUAAUUGAUUAGAGUGGGAAGGGUCAAAGAUUAGGGGAAAGUGAGCGACACCAUUAUUUCCAAAUUUUCUUUUUCUUCUUCCUGUAUCUUGGGGAAGCGGAUACCCAGCCUCUCAACCGCAUUGGUACCCAGAGAUGGUAAAUAGCUACCCAGUGUCAUCACAGGGUCCCCAAUGUGGAGCAUGUUCUGAGGGUUCUGCCCAAGUGGUUUUGAAAAUUCUGAAAUACUGUUAAUCUCGCUGAUCUGAGGAUGAAGAAAUUCUUCCAAGGUCCAUUGGCUGAUAUAGUUCACCUUAGAGUCUCCAUUCACCCAGAUAUUUGCUGUCAGUGCUUGGGUGGGGUAGUUGACCAAUUUGUUAUGCCUUCCUUCCUCUGCUCUGGUUUAGGUUUCAUUUUAUACAAUAAACUGCUUUU
Molecule: messenger RNA, 3837 nt
Organism: Ochotona princeps (American pika)
Lineage: Eukaryota; Metazoa; Chordata; Mammalia; Lagomorpha; Ochotonidae
Gene: POFUT4
Product: fucosyltransferase 11
Exons: 3
Coding region: 1-1569 (522 amino acids)
Cellular component (GO): Golgi membrane
Molecular function (GO): alpha-(1->3)-fucosyltransferase activity
Source: RefSeq, a predicted model, not a curated record